Molecule: messenger RNA, 273 nt
Organism: Acanthamoeba castellanii str. Neff
Lineage: Eukaryota; Discosea; Longamoebia; Acanthamoebidae
Product: complex 1 protein (lyr family) protein
Exons: 3
Coding region: 1-273 (90 amino acids)
Source: RefSeq, a predicted model, not a curated record
AUGGCGUCGAUGGCACAGCGAUUGGGGACGCAUUCGGUGCACAGCGUGGAGGCCCUGCGCCUGUAUCGUGAGAUCUUGCGAACACUGCGACGAUUUGACGAUCGUGCGACGCGCAUCUACUACUACAAUUAUGCUCGCACUCACUUCAUGCAGCAUCAGGAGGAAGAAGACGAAGAGCGGGUGCAAGAGAUUAUCGAGCGUGGCAAAAACGACCUCAGAUGGCUCAAGGCCAAGUAUGGACUAGACGACCAAGAGAAGGAAGAGGACUACUGA